Messenger RNA from Penicillium mononematosum, 537 nucleotides. It is a transcript of the gene pin1, whose product is annotated as peptidylprolyl isomerase ESS1. Gene Ontology annotation, molecular function: peptidyl-prolyl cis-trans isomerase activity; protein binding. NCBI's taxonomy places the organism in Eukaryota, Fungi, Ascomycota, Eurotiomycetes, Eurotiales, Aspergillaceae. The transcript has 4 exons. Bases 1 to 537 code for a protein of 178 amino acids. Gene Ontology annotation, cellular component: nucleus; cytosol. The record is from RefSeq and is a predicted model, not a curated record.
AUGGCCGACACAGGUCUUCCCGCCGGUUGGGAAGUUCGCCAUUCCAACUCUAAGAAUCUCCCAUACUAUUUCAACCCUUCUACAAAAGAGUCUCGCUGGGAGCCACCUGCGGAAACUGAUACCGAUAAGCUGAAAGUAUACAUGGCGCAAAACCACACCCCGGCUGCUCGCCCUGACCCCUCUGGCGAGGGCGAGGGCAAGGGCAAGAUCCGCUGCAGUCACUUGCUCGUCAAGCAUCGCGAUAGUCGCCGUCCCAGCAGCUGGAGGGAAGCUGAUAUUACUCGCACAAAGGAGGAGGCGAUUGAGAUUCUUAAGGGUCAUGAACAGCGCAUUCAAUCUGGAGAAACUACCCUUGGCGACUUGGCAGUCGCUGAGUCCGACUGCAGCAGUGCCCGGAAGAAGGGCGAUUUGGGCUUCUUUGGCCGCGGCGAAAUGCAAAAGGAGUUUGAAGAUGCCGCUUUUGGCUUACAGCCUGGCCAAGUCAGCAGCGUUAUUGAGACAGCAUCCGGAGUUCACCUCAUUGAACGUGUCCAAUAA